GCAAAGCUGAUGCAGCAGUUGGGUCAAGCCCAUCUAGGUGAGCUCUGAACAAUCCUCUAUCCUUGGCUAUCGACAGGGCCUCUGCUGCCGCUCAGGGCAAGUUAUUGAUCCUCGAACCAACGGGAACAGCGCGAGGUCUCUGACCACGCAGCCUGCCACGGCGGCGCUUCCCGGCACCGGGGACAAGGCCCGGGCUGGCGUGGUGGGGUCCGGUGAGGAGACCUCCUGGGAGGGGGUCGCAGGCCCCUCCCCCGCCCCCCGGGCAGCGCUGCCCCCGCGCCCGCCGCCGACUCGGGGCUGCCCUUGCAGGCGGCCGGUGGAGGCUGGGCCGGGGGCCCCGCGCUGCCUCGACCCAGCCGGCGGGCAGAGCACCGGCCCGGCCCCCGACGCUGAGCGAGCCGCCGCCGCCGCCGCGCCGAGGAGCGGUCGGGCCCCCGCGGCGCGGAGGAGCGGAGCGGAGCAGGGGAGCGGCGGAGCGGAGCAGGGGAGCGGCGGAGCGGAGCAGGGGAGCGAAGCGGAGCGGAGCAGGGGAGCGGCGGAGCGGAGCAGGGGAGCGAAGCGGAGCGGAGGGGCAGCGCAGAGGGGCGCGGGGCGCGAGGGAAGCCCGGCCGGGGCCGCCGGUGCUGAGGACGGGCGCUGCCGGAGCCGGGCGAGAGCGGGACGGCGCGGAGCCGGGUAUGAUGGUGACCAAAUGUCACCUCCGAUGAGGUGCUAGCGCAAAGCUAGGAGUUGCCGCUGUAAUGUUGUACUUCUGGAGUCCUCACCUAUCCAUAUGUAUGUACCUGCUUGGAUGCAAGCCAGGCUUUCCAGGACAGAACACACUGUUUUCUCACAUGGAGCCGGUGGACCACCUGUCACUUGUUGCAGCAGUGAUGAAUGUGAACCACUUUUGGGAUGAGCUUUGGUCCCGCAGCAAAGAGCAGGACGUAGCCAAGAACAAGGACUGCAUUGCCCUGCAGUCAUGAGAUGAUCCUGAUUUUUCCAGGAUACUGCAGGCAGCAAUGCUUGAGACUUGAACACAGACUUCAAUGAGAAUAAUGCUUCCCCAGACAGACAGUCCCUUUCCUAGCAGUGAGCCUGAUGUAAACCCCAAGGAAGAAACUCCCUUUGCAAAACUAAGUGGACAGCUGACUUCAGAGAGGUGGGACUACUUUGCCGGUAAUUGUAACUUCAUAGGAACUGUUGUCAGUGGAGUGUUAUGUAGAUUAUUCCAGAAAGCCAUGGCUGGGAUGUGUGAGGUUUCUCAAGACAAAUUUGCUUUUAUUUUUCAUGUUCUCCCUAAAGUCAGGGCAGCAUCAUAACAAAGGAUUUAGGCUGUACAUCACACAUGCUUCUCAAAUAGUAAAGUUAACAAAUAUCAAACAAAUAGUCAGUCUGUUAUUUUUCAUGUUGCUUGUAACAUUUUCUGGUUUUCCCAUUUACCCCCACAUCCGGAUGAUCUCAGAGUACCAUCCUCACCAGUCAUCAUUCAUUCAUUUUCUUCUAAUGUAUCACACUUCUGAAGGGCUGGUAAUUGAGCACGUGUAAUGCAAGCAUGUGUGAGUAAAUGGCAGAGAAUAAGGAAAUUAAAAAAAAAAUCAAACCCACUGCUGGUUUGCAGCUUCCUUAGAAAUCUGGGAAAUGUAUUUCUUACAUUGAAACAUGUCAAAAUGCAGGAAGAUGUGAGGGGCCUGGCUACUUUCAGUAUCUAACACAAAGUAAGAAUGAUGGCAGUGCACUGUCUUCACCUAAAUGCAGAACAAAAACCCAAUGGCAAGUAUCACUCUGUUCUGGCAUGUACACAGCAAGGUGAUGCAGUUGUCUUGUAGCUGUUUGCCUGGCUAGAGCUGUCCUACAUACAGGAACCAGCCUGAUAUCAAAAGUUAGAAUAAAAAUUGACUGGUUUUUCCUCUGUCUUUGGAGUAAAGAUUCCUUUCUGCCCUUUGGCGAGGCACUCAGAGAUGCAUGUAAAGGGAGAUAUCCCUCAGUGUGCACAAAAGCCAUGAUCCAUCCUCUGUGAUCCCCAGAGGCACAGUGCAGGACUCAGCUAAGAUGUUCCUUCCUGCCCACUCCCAGCCUGCCCAUUCCUGACCCUAUAUGAGCACAGAGAUAUUGUGCAGAGGGCAGUUUAGAUAUUUUCCCAUCUCUGAGCUCAUUGAAAUUGGGGUGAUGAGGAGAAUUUAUUCUAAACCAGGGAAAAAAAUAACCAGCAUCGUGGCCAUAAACACUGUGGUCAGAGCAAUAACUGUUCAGCUUCUUUGCCAAGGCUGGAGAGCUCCUAACAGGUCAUAUGGGGGAAUGCUACUUCAUAGUGCCUUACAAACAUUCAGGAAACAAAGGAACAAGCAUUGCAUAUCAGAGAAGCCUGUGUCUGCAUCCUAGAAAGUGAACCAGAAGGUUCACUUUAGUAUACUAAAGCUCAGAGUGCAGCAAGAGAGGAGGGUAGAGCAUUGGUAGGGAGCAACACUCAGGAAGUCAGUGGCAUGUGGAAAAUGCUCGUGGGGCUGAUGCCCUAGUGUGUCAAGAGAUCAUUCUGGUGCAGUCCUUCUACCUGGCACAAUUAUGGGGAGUUCCUUCCUCCUGUUCAUGCUCUGAAAUGGUGGAGGCUGGGGGCUCUGUUUCCCCAAGAUCAGUCAUGUCGCUGCUUGUCGCAGAUCCCACCUUGCAGGCACUUGGACACAGCUGGCAUUACAAUCUCACACCCCACUGUAUUUUUUGGUACUUAAAAUUCCACUGAUUUAAUGACACCAAAUAAUAAUGGAAGAUGAAAUGCGAGAAAGAAAUAAUUAACUGGAGAUUUUGCAUUGUGUGCAUUGGAGAUUUGCACUGUGUGUGUUUGUUUAUGGCUGAGGGAGUACGUGGAGCUAAGUGCUCCAGACUGUGCUGCCUUCAAAGAACUUAUGGUAACAUACUGUAGAGUCUGUUUUUGCAAUGUAGUAUUUGCCAACAUUAUUGCUCCUAAAUCUCAGCCUGUCUCUUAUAAGUAAUAUUUAGUUAUAACAGCAUUUGUAACUUGGUAGUUAGCAAUGGGUUAAUUGCUAAUACAUGUUGGCUGUGUAUAAAUAAAGGUAAGAAAGGAAAAAACCAAUACUUUCUUGAAAGCUGAGCAAAAUAGAAGGUGGGGAGAAGGCAGCAAAAGUGUUAAACUUUGCCAAUAUUUGCGUGACAAUUACUAUAGUUGCUUAUUUAAAAUGAGAAAUGUUUUCUCUACAGUUUCUCACAUAGAGUGCUGUUCUCUGUGUCAAAGAAAGAAAAUGCCUGAUUUCCUUGGAAAUAGUCACAAUAACUGUAUCAUUAGAGAUUUAGCUGUGCUGCAUGAGCCAUGCCGGAGUGAACACUCGCGGUGUCAGUUCACUUCUUUAGAAACAUGAACUCUUCUGUGCCAGCUCCCCUCACAGGCAGUGAAGAGAGAUGCUCAGCCCUAAAGGGCCCAGCUGCUGCUGGGGCUGACCAGAAAUUCAGGUGCAAACAGAAUUUACAGACUGUACCUCUCACCUUUUCAGUGCACUGUGGCAUUGCCUGGUUUUCUGCCAGAAGCUGCAUCUGGAUGUGAUUAUGAUCUCUGGAUAGGCAGAUUCCUAGAGCUAAUUCUAAAUGUGUUUCAUGAUGUUUGAAAAGGGCUUUUGUCUCCAAGUUGGACACCACAGCUACCCUAUUCUCCAUGCUUGAGUCAGUUGUCCCAAAUCUACAAGAACUUAUUCAAAACCUGCUCCCUUUUUUGAGUUCUGCUCUGAAAUAUGCCUUUAGAGGGGUGCCUCCUGGCUGGAGUGCCACCUCCUGUCCCAAGGGGUGCCUCCUAGCCACCUGCUGUUAGCUCACACUGGGAGCAGCUUCACUGCUGGUCAUGCUUUCAGCAUGACAGAAUAGACCUGGUCUAUUUAGGUAAGAAAGCGGAUUCUACGUGUAAAAAGUGAGAAUCAGUUACAAAAUGAAUUUUCAGUAGUUUGCUGAACUUUAACUCUGUUCUCAGCCAUCCCUUUGCAGUUCCCCAGCUUCAAGGAAAGAGAAUGAAUCUCCUAAUUCCUCUAAAUUUGGUGUGAACUUAAAGGAAAUGUGCAACAUAUUAAGGAACAUUUUAUCUUGUUCUUCAUUUUUUUACUGUUCUAUUUAGUGAAAGAGUAAGUUUCUGUAUUUUCAUUUCAACAUACCUAUUUUGUACACACUAUUUACCCCCCUCCAGCCCAGUUCAGAGUGCACCAAAGCCUUCUCCUUGCAGCUCAGCAUCCUCAGAAAGUGUAUCAGCUGCACCAUGAAAUUGCAGUCUGUGGGAGUUACCCCACUCUCCACUAAUGGCUGUACUCCAGAAAGGACAGAAAUGUGUCAGGACUUUGUUUACCCUUGGGAUUGAGCAUCUCUGGCAAUCUGAGCAGUCUCUGCAGCUCCAUGCCUGGAUCCUACACGAUGGCACUCGGUCCUAUGGAGCUCCUGGUGCCACCCAACCUCCUCCUGCCUGCCGGUGUUCCUGCCUUGGCACACCUGGAACUCAGUUUUUCCUCCUAGGGACCCUACCCUGCCACCUUGCCCUUGCUCUGUGAGUUUAACUGCAGAGCUGGGACGCAAAGCACCUUUUCUUAAGAAGUACCUAGUUUUAAGUGAGGACCCUGAACAGUGAAGCAGUCCCAAUGCUAUCGCCAACAGCUAAAGUGUGUUUUCUUUUCACAUUGCACAUGAUCUUGCUUCACCUUCCAGUCCUUGAGCUGAGCUUUCUGCUAAGUUAAAUAGCACUGCAGUGUCUGAAAUUGUCUCUCCAUUUAAAUGCUCUUUCCUUCUUUCUGAUUAGUGAAAAAGAAUCUCUCCAGGUUACCAAGACAUUAUUACACAUCUCCUUACCUCCUGGACUUUCACAGGAACUACUGAGUGUGUGGACACAGGGAUCAAAAGGUCCCUUCCCAUGCAACCUUCAGUACUGUUGGAGGUAUAUAAAUGAGAGCCACAGUCAGCCCAGAUCAAAUUUGGGAUGCAGGAGGGAGGCAGCUGCAGAGGGCAGUCCUGGUUUCUGUGGCCUUGCAGUCAGGACGUGGUGUUCUGUCCCUGCUGGUUACAGAAGAGGCUCUGGUGACUGGGCUGCUUGCUGUGGUUUUAUCAUCACGUUUCUUCACCCCAGGGUCACUCUGUGCCUUGGUUUCUCAUCAUUGGCACUGCACGGCUCUGUACUUGCCCCAUCCUCCCCCAGCUGCCACACCUGCAUGCUACUCAGUGCAGUAGUGUGGACAAUCCACAGGGACAGUAGUGUGGAUAAACUACUGGGGACACUAGCAUGGAUAAACCAAGGACAGGUGUACCCUCCUUUACUCUAUGCUGUUCCUGGCUGCUCUUGCAAGCAUCUUGCCUCACCUGCAAGCAUCUAAGACAAUGCUGGUUUGCUCCAGCUAGGCAUUGUACGUCACACGUGCUGUGCUGUGAAAACCUCACUCUGGUUGGCUGUGACAUCAAUUUAUUUCAGAAGCUUUGAAGUGAAAAAAAUACGCACAGUCCAUGGCCAAGAGCACCAGGUGAAGCCCAAGAAAAGAUGAACCAAGGACAGCGCUGAUGCAGCCAAGGCAUCUGAGAGGAUUCCCAUCCUGUGAAGUGUGGGUGACAAACCUGCUAUGCCCUGCCUGGCAGGGCCAGAGGGUGGCGCGGGCUGAUCCACACUGUGCACACAACUGCCUGCAGGCAGCAGGAGCACUGACCCAGGCUGCGAGUUGCACACACUGGAGGCAAUAAUGCUGUCUUAUCUAGGGGUGAUAACAUCACUAGUAUUAAGGAAACUUCCCUGUCUGACCUUCCAGGAGCCCCUCUGGCACUCACUCUCGCACCACCUGAGCUGGGACAGAAGCCCCUUCGCAGCUGCUCCCCCCACACUCAUACAGUCAGACCUGGUUUUCUCACCAGCUCCGCCCCACGUUUCCCAUUGCUGAGUCUCAGACUCCUAAAAGUAAUUUGAUCAUGGUGCAAUACCAAAAUAACAGCUUGAGCCGGUGCCUCUGAGGAGGGACCCAGAACAAAGGAACCCCUGGGCUUUUAUCCCCUCACAGUCCAAGCACAGGAAAGUCUGGGGGUUGUCGGCUCCUGCUGUGUCUCUGAGUGUCGUGUCCCCUGGCUGAGACACAGCUCCCGGGGCCCUCUGUUGUCCAAAGGGUCGACAGUUCAUGGCCUCUUGCCUCGGGCUCAGGCUGCUGUCCCACAGAGCUCAACCUGCAGCUCCGCUGCAGCUGCACCCUGAGCUACUGGCACUGAAUGUUUUCCUCAACAACCAGGUUCUGCCCAGUGCUCCUCAUGCUCCAGAGACCACAUGCGCUCUGCCCAGGCAGCACGUCCAGUCACUACUCCUGGGCUCUGGGGUUUCAGGAUGUGUGUGCCUGUGCAUUUGUGUUCUGCUUUUAUUAAUAGGCAGUUAUGUGCACGGCCUUAUACUUGACUUAAUUUAAUGACUGCUUAACAUCUAGUGUUAUUUUUUUCAGUGUCUGUAGUUUAUGCAAAUGUUUUUCUUUUUCUUUUUUUAUGGGAAAAUCAUUUACCUCUGUUCAGCAUUUUUUUUUGUUGAGUAAAAGGUAACUUAAUUGAAAUGCUAAAUUACUGGGAGUAUGUUCAUUUUAUCUAGAUGGUAACUUUUCCUGAGUACAGGAUAAAUACCUGACUUGGAGCAUUUUUGUAAAAAAUUUGUUCUGAGACAUCACUUAAUUAAUUCAGUAACUCAAUAUAUGUUAACACAUCAUUUGGUUUCAGUAAGACUUUCUCCCAGUGUAGGAGUGUCCUGUUUACUGGCAUGUUGAAGAUUAAUAAUUCCUUUGAACUCUAGACUAGUUCAUUUCACUGAAAAUGCCACGUUUCACAUCAACUUAUUUUUUCCCAUGGUGAUUGAGAGCUGUUGGAAGCAGUAGGACUACUAAUAAGCUUGUUCAUGUACAGGUGGGUGGGUGAGGUGCACUUCACUUUAGUUCAUGUUGCUGGAAUUAUUCUAAGACUGAUAAUCACAUUAUAUGUGAAAGGCUCGAUAUCACUUUUCUCAAUAACUGAAAUCAAGAUUGGCCUUGGCUUUAGUUUUUAAGAAAUACAGUCAUUGUCUUUAAUAUUGCUAAUCAGUCUGUCUGGUGGUUUUGGUUUAGCUUUUCUUCUGCGUGGGAUGUGCAGUCAGCCCAAUGUUCAGAUUCCCAAUCAAGUGACUGUCCAUUCUCUGUUGGAUGCAUGAAUCUGUACCAGUGAUGACUGAGAGAGGCAUUUCUCCUCGAUGACUAGGAGAGGGCUGGCCUGAUGAUUAUUUCCUUGGAGAAGUUCAGUGUCUCUCUUUGCAGCCCUCCUCGCACACUGCAAAGCCGUUCGUGACCCACAUUAAGGAUGUCUUUCAAGAAGGGUUGGGCUGGCAUAAUGUAAGUAACAUUCUGGUACUCAUGGUUGGAAGUGAGUGAAAGGCCUGAGGGAAAUCUAUCUUAGGAUGUUUUCUUCAGGUUUGUGAAGACUUCACGUUACACUAAGUGAAUCCAAGGAAAAGUAUGGAAAGCCUGUAGAUUGCAUACUGUGCUAUAAUGUGUGCCAACACAUUGAGUUCUGGUACCUUACAUCUGACUUCAGCAUUCGAAGACUAAAUGUUGAGAGAAAACCUGAAUGGUCUGGAGAAAUAAAUGAAACCAAAGAUCCGUACUUUUCAAAAAGAAGUCUUGAUUCACAAAUCUGGCAGAAAUUGUGUUUACAGAAAGAAUCCAGACAGUAUUGUUUUAUAUCUUAGGUACUCUACUAAUAAAGUGUCCCUUGUAAAUACCAAAAACAUGACAGUCAGCUAUUAGAGAGAAAGGGGAAAUACUGUUGAGGGCAGCUUUAUCCCAAGCAAAGGGGCAUUAACUACAUGCCCAGAUGUUUCUUUUCUGUCUCUCAUCCUUCAGUAUCGAUUUAUGCAGCUUUGCAGAUGGUUAGUUCAGAAAAAAAGACAAAGAAUGAUUCAGUCGUCUUCAAGAUGAAAAUGAAACCCACCUAAGUUCUUGUCACUUAAUAGUACUGCUUGCAUUGUUGUACACCAGAUUGAUAUCUGGAUGAUUAUGUUAACAUUUUGCUUUAACAAUGAUGUCAUUGAUGUGAUGUGAUGGAAGAUCUUGUUUUGGAGAGUACCUCAUCUACUGUGUCAGCUGAAGUUUUCAACACGUUAAUAUUUCUUCCAUGUUGGACUGAAGUAUGAAAAGUUCUAUUUCAUCAAAAAAAGUGAGCGUCUUUCUUCACUGUCCUAGAAAGAUUACACUGGAAGGUGAAACCAGAGCAGAGGAUGACUCAGUACAACCAUUCAGCAGAGUUCUCUCUCCAGAGCUCAGCAAAUAAGUCAUUAAAUUUCACUGAAACACCACUGGCUUGGGAUGAAAGGACACUCUUAGGGCUGAAGAUUUCACUGUCAAUCCUUCUGUCUGUUAUAACUUUGGCAACAAUCCUUGCAAACGUUUUUGUUAUUAUUACAAUUUUUCUGACUAGAAAGCUCCACACACCUGCAAAUUACCUCAUUGGCUCCUUGGCAGUGACUGAUCUUUUAGUGUCUGUCCUUGUAAUGCCCAUCAGUAUUGCUUACACUGUCACCCAUACAUGGACCUUUGGCCAAGUGCUGUGUGAUAUCUGGUUGUCAUCAGACAUCACAUGCUGCACAGCCUCCAUCCUGCACCUCUGUGUUAUUGCCCUGGACAGAUACUGGGCUAUCACAGACGCUUUGGAAUACACCAAACGCCGGACUGCUGGCCGAGCAGCCCUCAUGAUUGCAGUGGUCUGGAUGAUAUCUAUUAGUAUUUCUGUGCCACCAUUUUUCUGGAGGCAAGUGAAAGCUCAUGAAGAAAUUGCAAAGUGUACUGUGAACACAGAUCAAAUUACCUACACAAUCUAUUCCACUUGUGGAGCUUUCUACAUCCCAACUGUGCUCCUUCUGAUAUUAUAUGGUAGAAUUUAUGUAGCAGCUCGAUCCAGAAUUCUGAAGCCACCCUCAUUAUGUGGGAAACGUUUUACUACUGCACACCUGAUCGCCGGCUCUGCAGGGUCUUCUCUCUGCUCCAUUAAUGCUAGCCUCCAUGAAGGACAUUCCCUUUCAGGUGGAUCCCCAAUAUUUAUCAAUCAUGUUAAAAUAAAAGUUGCAGAUAGUGUCCUGGAAAGGAAAAGAAUUUCUGCUGCAAGAGAAAGGAAAGCCACCAAGACUUUAGGCAUUAUUUUAGGAGCUUUCAUUUUCUGCUGGCUGCCUUUUUUUGUCAUGUCCCUAGUCCUACCCAUUUGCCAAGAUGCCUGUUGGUUUCAUCCCAUCCUACUGGACUUUUUUACCUGGCUGGGUUACCUAAAUUCAUUGAUCAAUCCAGUCAUUUAUACAGCUUUUAAUGAAGAAUUUAAACAGGCUUUCCAAAAACUAAUACUUUUCAAAAAGCGUUCAUCUUGAGACUCUCCUCUUGUGUUACUGACCCUUGUGCAAUCUCAUAGCCUACCUUAAACUUUCCAUGCUUUUAUUCCUAAGGAACAGAGUGGUAAUUGCCAACUCUGCUGCAACCCUGUUCUGUGCAUGUAACUGGGGACUUCUUGCCAAUUUGAUACUUUCUGUCUGGAAUUCUGCAUUCCAUAACAGAACUUGUCUGUGGUCUCUGCAGUGAUCGUGUGUGUAUAUAAGAUCAACAACACGUGAAAUAAGCUUUGUAACGAGGGAAGGUGUGCAAAUCAGGGAGCUGGGCUUGUGUGAGGAGGUGACACAUUAUCCAAUUUUACCAUGCUUUGUAACCUGGUGGGAGGAAAUUGUGUAUGUGUUGGCAGGAUGUCAGUAUUUCUGCUGUAUAUUAUUAAUCAUUUAUGUAGGCUGAGAAAGUUUCUGGAGAGCAGGAUCUGAUAUCUACAUUUUCUAUGGCCUGUAUCAUAUCCACGUGAAGCUGAUAAGACCUGUAACUUUUUCAGAAGUUGUGUGACACAGCCUGGCUAUGACGAGCAGCAGGGCAGAGGGGCAUGUAAGUUAUAUGAAUAUUUCACAACUGUUGCAUUUGAAGCUAUGUUUUUGGUGAACUGCAGAAAGAAGACAAUUUAUUGGAAGCAAUUUUUACACAUUUUAUCAUGAAUAGAAUAGCCAGUGCAGAAAUACUGCAAAAUAAAUAGCAUGAAAAUUA
Molecule: messenger RNA, 10058 nt
Organism: Pseudopipra pipra
Lineage: Eukaryota; Metazoa; Chordata; Aves; Passeriformes; Pipridae
Gene: HTR1D
Product: 5-hydroxytryptamine receptor 1D
Exons: 3
Coding region: 8213-9349 (378 amino acids)
Biological process (GO): regulation of behavior; regulation of locomotion; G protein-coupled dopamine receptor signaling pathway
Cellular component (GO): plasma membrane
Molecular function (GO): dopamine neurotransmitter receptor activity, coupled via Gs; G protein-coupled serotonin receptor activity
Source: RefSeq, a predicted model, not a curated record